CCAUAACUAACAACUAUGGCUCACUACAUUAACAAUGCAGUCCUUUUACUACUGGCUUCAUCUCUUGUACUUUGCUUUUCUCCGGCGACAGCCGCUAGCGUUCUCUACCCGCAGUUCUACGACUUCUCGUGCCCACAAGCCAAUGACAUCGUUAAAUCCGUUGUUUCAAAGGCGGUUGCAAGAGAACCGCGUAUGGCGGCUUCUUUGCUCCGCCUUCAUUUCCAUGAUUGUUUUGUCAAGGGUUGUGAUGGGUCAAUACUUCUAGAUGGCAGUGGAACCAUAACCAGUGAGAAGAGAUCGGUCCCUAACCGUGACUCGGCUCGUGGGUUCGAAGUCAUUGACGAGAUCAAAUCCGCGAUCGAGAAAGCGUGUCCCCAAACCGUCUCUUGUGCUGAUAUCUUGGCUUUGGCAGCUAGAGACUCGACUGUUUUGACUGGUGGGCCGAGCUGGGACGUCCCUUUAGGAAGAAGGGACUCGUUAGGCGCGAGUUUGAGCGGCUCAAACCAGAAUAUACCAGCCCCAAACAACACCUUCCAGACCAUCCUCACUAAAUUCAAACUCAAGGGUCUCGACAUCGUUGAUUUUGUAGCUCUUUCGGGAAGUCACACCAUCGGAAACGCUAGGUGCACCAGCUUUAGACAAAGGUUGUACAACAACACGGGUAACGGGCAACCCGACUUCAAAUUAGAGCAAUCAUAUGCUGCCCGACUGCGUGUCAACUGCCCGAGAACCGGUGGCGAUCAAAACCUGUUUCCGAUGGACCCUGGUUCACCUACGAAGUUUGAUAACGGAUACUACAAGAACUUGAUGGCUUUAAGGGGCCUGUUAAGCUCAGAUGAAAUCCUCUAUACGCAAAACCAAGAAACGUACGAUUUGGUAAAACAUUACGCCGAGAAUCAAGACGAUUUUUUCAAGCAGUUUGCAAAGUCUAUGAUCAAGAUGGGGAAUAUAACUCCGUUAACCGGUAACCAUGGAGAGAUCAGAAAGAUUUGCAGGAGGAUCAACAAUUAGAAAAUUAAAUCUGUAACUGUGUGUUUGUAAAGUUAUCUUUUUCAUGAAAGUAUUAUAUGAAAUUAAAGAUUGUGUGGAAGAGUUAAAUGCA
Messenger RNA from Helianthus annuus (common sunflower), 1102 nucleotides. Its product is annotated as peroxidase 72. Lineage: Eukaryota; Viridiplantae; Streptophyta; Magnoliopsida; Asterales; Asteraceae. The record is from RefSeq and is a predicted model, not a curated record. Gene Ontology annotation, biological process: response to oxidative stress; hydrogen peroxide catabolic process. Gene Ontology annotation, molecular function: heme binding; peroxidase activity. The coding region runs from base 16 to 1011 and encodes 331 amino acids. The transcript has 4 exons.